Messenger RNA from Rana temporaria (common frog), 1082 nucleotides. RefSeq names its product chromosome 3 C12orf75 homolog (gene C3H12orf75). Lineage: Eukaryota; Metazoa; Chordata; Amphibia; Anura; Ranidae. Bases 124 to 372 code for a protein of 82 amino acids. The transcript has 5 exons. The record is from RefSeq and is a predicted model, not a curated record.
CGCUCUUCUUAUCACUUCGUACUCUAUUCAUAUACACAGAACUCCUCCGCCCCGCCGUACAGCGCUACACCACCGGCCCCGCUAUACACAGCGCUUCUCUAUCCUGUGCAUUGGAUAUCCAGCAUGGGCUGCAGCAAUUCAUCAUCUGCGGGAGGUUGCAGGGAACCUUCCAAAGACACGACAGAUGAUGCUUCUUCUCAAGAUGAAAAAGAUGAAAACGAUGAAAAACGCAGGAACUAUGGCGGUGUAUAUGUAGGUCUACCAGCAGAUGCAUCAAUGUAUAGUUCAAAAGAAGCACAAGUUGCAGCCUCCAGCCAAUCCUAUGCACAGAACACACAGCCUGGCUCUUCUCUACCAGAGAACAUCUGCUAGCACAGCAGAGCUUUCAAAGCCUUUGAACGUUCGCUUUACGGGUAAAUGCGAGUCCACGACUUACUCCUGGAUAUACUCUUUGCAGAGGACAUUGUAUGGUUCACAUCUCAAAGCUGCUACCCCUGUGCUUUACUUGAGCCUACAACAAGCCAGUAACAAGUUUGUGUUGUUUGAUACCAAACUGUCUGUCAGAUGGAGCGCUUUAAAAAGGUAGUGGUAGUUUAAUGGUGUACGUGAAGACUUUUUUCCUCUUUGGAUCAGGGCCAUGAAACUGCAGAUGCAUUAUGAAAUAUUCAGGGACAGAGUGCCUCUUCCUGCCCUGGAAACUGGUGGCCAAUUUGGAAGCUGCAGUGAUGAGCAGAAUUGCAAUCAACCUAUAAACCUUUCAGGAUGAUAUGGAAUUUCUGCUACAAUAAUAAACUGCAGAUGAUCUUUGCCGACUUGGAAAGACAGGCCUUAAUGGGAAUCAAGUGAAAUGGGUUUCAUUAUACAAUUUAGUACAUGUUACUUAAAAGCUUACUUAAAGUGGAUGUAAACCCUAUAUACAACCAGUGAAGUGAACAGCCGCAGAUGAGAACAUGGAUGAACUAAAAAUCGCCCCACAUUUAUAUACCGUUUAUAAAGUUCAGAUCGUGAGGACAUUUUCUCUUCCUGUUUAAAACACAGAGUGUGAUGUCAGGGCACAUAGCUAAAAUGGAGGAAAGGCACAC